CUCCGGGUCCGGCUGACAAUCCGCGCUCCAGACGCUCAUGAGCAGGGAGGCAAGUGUCAGGCUGAUGCGCCUGAGCCGGGCGAGGGCUGGCGGGGCCACGUGAAGAGGCUGCGGUGCCGGGGAGCCUUUUCCGCCCAAACCCGAGCCCCGGGGGGGAGAGGGGAGAGGCUGCGGCGCCGCGAUGAGGCGCGGAAAGGUCGCGGUGGCCGCCGGCUGCUGCCUCUCCUUCUUCCUGGGCACUUUGCUGAACGUGUUCUUCAUCCCGGGCUUUGAGCCUCACCAGCAGCAGCCGCCGCGGCGCGGGGUCCCCCCGGCGUUUGCGGGCUCGCCCUUCUACUGGCCGGGGGCGGACCGCGAGAGCCAGCGCUCGGAGCUCGCCCGGCAGAUCAGGGAGCGCUACCAGGAGCUGCUCCGCUACCAGAAGCGCCAGGCGCCCGCGGCUGCUGCCCGGCGGCUGGUGAGACCGCUGGAGCGGCGGCUGAUGGACCUGGCCCAGCCGCGGACCUCCUCGGAGCAGACUCUUCGGCUGGAGAAGGGGAAAGCGCCGCAGGCUGACAGCCGCGGGGGCCCCUAUCCCGAAGCCAAAGUAGACCUGGCUCUGAGCCCCCCUCUGCUGGGGUGUCGAGACAUCCACAAUGUCACCAGCCUGCACUACUUGGGCUCCGGCUACACCAAAGCUGUCUACAAGGUCGUCCUGAACCGCACGCUGGCCGUGGCGCUGAAAUCGGUGGAUUUUGGGGGGCACGACAUCGAGAACUGCGUGAAGCAAUACGCGGCGUUAGACGCUUGCUACCGGCUCGCCUCCUACAAAAUCGUCAAGGAGAUGAUCCUCCUGCAAAGGCUGCAGCACGCCAACAUCCUCCAGCUCUAUGGCUACUGUUAUCAGGAUAGCAAUGACAUCCCAGACACGCUGACUGCCAUCACUGAGCUAGGCUCACCACUGGAGAUGAUUCAGCUUUUACAGACCUCUUGGGAGGACAGAUUUCGAAUAUGUCUCAGCUUAGUUCGGCUUUUGCAUUAUUUGGCUCACUCUCCGCUUGGCUCCGUGACGCUGUUGGAUUUUCGCCCUCGACAGUUUGUGAUUGUAGAUGGAGAGCUGAAAGUGACAGAUUUGGAUGACGCCAGCAUAGAAGAAAGCUCUUGUACCAGUAACCGUGACUGUUUUAUAGAGUUUCCAGCAAGAAAUUUCACUCUUCCCUGCUCUGUGGAGGGCCGAUGUCGAAAUAUGAAUGAAAAGAGGAAUCUUUAUAAUGCGUACAGGUUUUUUUUUACAUAUCUUCUGCCACACAGUGCUCCAUCCUCCUUAAGACCAUUAUUGGACAUGAUAGUCAAUGCUACAGGAGAACUCCACUGGGGAAUAGAUGAAACAGUGGCUCAGCUAGAAAGAGUUUUGCAUUUAUACAAGAGUGGCACAUACCUACAGAACACUACACGGAUGCUGAAAGCUGAGUACCAACAGAUACCGGAAGCUGCUAUUCCCGAUGAGAACUACAGGUGCUGGCCUUCUUACCAUCACAAGGGCUGCCUCCUCUCUGUGUUCGAUGUCGGCGAAGCCAUCGAGGUCUGCGAGAAUCACUCCCAGUGCAAAGCUUUUGUCCUGACCAACCAGACAACGUGGACAGGUCGGCAGCUUGUCUUCUUCAAGAUGGGCUCAAAUCAUAUCGUGCCUGAUCCUGACAAGAUAACAUAUGUGAAAGUGACAGGCUGACAGCUUAAGUGGCUUAGGCUGACUUGUAAAUGACAGGAGCUGUUUGUGUAUAAAUAUAGACAGCUGUUAUGUACAAGAUGUCUGCGGGAGGGAGAGAUAAUUGCACUAUUACUCAUUCUAAUCUAGAGUGCUAAGCAAAACUUUAAAGAAAUGACCUGCAUGGUCAGGAUGAAUGUGCAAUACAACAACAUUUUCAAAAUGUGAUUUUUAUAACAAAACAAAAAAUACAAAAUGUGAUACACUGUUGGAAUAUAAGUUGGGUUUUAAAGCAGUAGGUAACUCUAGCCUUUCUAACCAAGGUUAAUGGUCUGUACAUAUUUGCACAGAGUUGGAAGUUCAUAAUUUCCAUAGGAAGUCUGGGUCCUCUGCCAGGAUAUUUAUUUAGACAAGUACAAUCACUACAGAGUCAAUGAAGCUUAUCAGUUACAAAGCUAAAUAUCAAAUGUUAUAGAAGACAAUCAACAUUUGUGUCAAUGUUAUCAGAUAUGCAAGACCAAAAACAUUUGUAGAAAUACGAUGGGCCUGUCAUCAAUGGAACUCAGCCAUAUUUAUAAUUUCAAAAAUGUAGCCAAUUUUCAUUUUGUUUGAAAAGUUUAUGAAAACAUUUAUCUUUAAUUUAAGAAAGCCAUAUUUCAGUUGUUUAGGCCCUGAUCCAGCAAAGCACUUACUCAUAUGCCAACUUUAAGCAUGAGUAGUCCCACUGAAGCCAGGGGGAUUUAAGUCCAUGCUUAAGUGCUUUGCUGAAUAGGGAUAGCUUUAAGUAUAUAUUUAAGUGUUUUGCUGAAUCAAGGCCUUAAUAACUGUCCAAAAUAUUCCCUAAGGUAUUUCACUGACAGAUCAGCAAAGCAAUCCAGCAGUUUGAACAACAUAAUUUUUUAUGAAAAUCUUGCCAUGGAAAACUUUUCAUUUGUAGUAUCCUCAAAUCCUUGGUUUUCUAAGGUGCUUCUUACUAGUUCUUAGAACAAAUGAAAUGAAAAAUGAACACUAGCCUUAAAUUCUAUAUAAAUAGAUGCAUUUUAUAGGCAUAGUGUGUCUAGAGAAUUUGCUUUCAGUGAAAGCAAUAAACUAAAUGCUAAAAGUGACCAAUGUCAUACUGUUUUGUAGUUUGUACAUUCAGAAAAUUUUGUACUUUUGUUCCUUAAAUUGUUUAUUUUUGUAAAAAAUAAAAUAAAAUUUAAAAUUUGUCAAUUUUUUUCUGUGCUUUACCCUAAGGCCUGAACCCUGUGAAGAUGUAUGUAAGUUCUUAACAUAGAAUAUUCUAAGUUGUGUGCACAAAUCUUUGCAGAAUUGGGAUCUAAGAGAACCCAAUUAUGCCCUAGGAUAUACAUGACUCCCUACUGACUUCAGUGGGAAUCUGGUGUGCGUAUCCAAGAGCAAAGUUUGGCCCUGUAUGUGUGUUUGUCUAUGCUGAAAUAAGUGACCUUUAGGUCGAGAGACCAUGUUUCAGUAGCUUCUCUUUCUUUGUGACUUCAGUCAUGUAAAUAUAGCUCAUGGGUGUUCAAACAUUUUGAAUUAACUGCGGAUUAGAAUAGAAUCCGAAGUAAUUAAUCAUAGGACUAAAUUCUGUUUGUCCUCACUGGGCUCUGCUCAGGGCAGUGGGGGAGAGGGAGGAAGGGAGCUGCAGCAGCGAAGCAGAAGUUCUCUCAGCUUUCUGACUAUGCAGGAGAGGAUGUUCUUGGGGCAGCACAUUCAGCAACAGUCCUUAUUUCACUGCAGUUUCUCAGAGAUCACCGAUACUAUAAUAAUGUCUCACAAAUCACUAAAAUGACAUGCUAUAAUUCACUGAUUAGCAUUUUAGCUGCUGCAAUAACUGAUUGUAUAAUUAGGAGUCCCUCAUUCAUUUAAUGGUGAUAAACACACAGUAAGGAGUCCUUUAAAAUUCAUUACACAUCACACCAACACAUAUUGUACUUCAAUGUAAGAUCAUUGAAGUGAUACACCUUACUGGCAUUGAGGUAUCAGGACAUACUUUGAAAGCCUUUAACCCUGGUUGUGUGCCUUCAUAUUAAACAUUAUAUAAAAUACUUGGCAUUUUAAAAAAAAGUAAUGCAUUUUAUAAAUGGUUGUUUAAUUGGAUAUUUUUUAUUUAGUAAAAUGGCUAACAGUUUUUUAAAUUUCAAGGGGAAAAAAGAUAUCCAAAGGCUAAUGAUCAGGAUAAUUUCAUUCCACCCUUUCAAGUUUUCCUAAAAGCAUCUGAAACUGAAAACCAAAAACCAUACUGCCCUGUGGAAACUGAAAAACUGCCAAAACAAUUAUCACCAGAAUUUGCAAAAAGAAAGAAACGUAGCUUUGAGCCAAAAGACUGGAUGACAAAUUUCAGUGGUCAUCAAUUUUAUAUGGACCAUUUGAUAACUCUGAAAAUAAGGGUUUCCUAUGGAAAUGCUGAUAGAAUCUUAACAAGAAGCACUUUAGUACAUUAAAUAGUUCUAAUAGCUGGAAUAACCACUGGUAACAGAAAUAUAUUUACUAUCUAGGGCAAUGUGUCUUUGGCAGCUUAAGAUCUGAUUCAGCAAAUGCUCAGACUGGUUCUUGUAGCAUUUAUUAUUUAUUUGGUGUAUGCAGUUCAGUCAAGCCAAGCCACGAUGUUCAAGGCAUGAAGACCUCCAGGAAGUGGAGUCAUUUUGCAGUCCUCAAUCCUGUGUCAUGGUUUGUGGCUGCCCACAUUGACACUGACUGUCUCUAGAAUGCCACUGAAAUUCUGCUGCAGCACAAAUUCUUGUCCAGUAUGAAACUGGUUCAGAAGACUGCAUUGCCUUUGCCAUAAAUCAAACUCAGGUAGACAUUGGGUAGGGUCUGAAACAAGAUAAUUUUGUAUCACUUUCUCUGUGGACCAUGAAGCUCACCAUGCAUCCCCUACCUUAAAUCCCUCACCUGUUAAACUUAUCCACAGUGGGCAAUGUGAGUGCUGACUAUAAUGUCGUGGAUAGUUGUGGCAUGGAAACCCACAGUAGAAGACGACUCACAAAAGCAAUUUGGCAGGUUUGAUCCAGUCAGACCCUUCUAGACUUGGAGCAGCAAUCAUAUACAAUUUCUUUGUGGAAAAAGGUAUUUUUAUAUUUUCUUGAAAGGUUGGACUGUUUCUUACAUUUCCUUGGCAUCGUCAAACUGCUUCCUGCAGCUCCGACGCAGGAAAAGGAAAGACGACACCAACUAGGCUCUACGUGGCUGAUCCUUGGUAUUAAAAAAGAAAUAAAUCCUGAGAUCUGAAUAGAGAUUUACUCAGUGCAAAUCCAACAGACGGUGUAUGAAAUGAACUGCCAACAAUGUACUGAAUGGGCCUGGGGAAAGUGAGAUCUAUCAAAUAGUGAGCAUUGUUCACAAAAGACUGUCUGAUCAUUUGUAUAAAUCUGACAAGGCGUAAGGAAGGCCUGAUGACUCUUGGAAAGGCUUGAAAGUUUAGGGGUCUGUUAAGAUCUGCCCAUGGUCCCUUUGCUACAGGAGCUAAUACAGGAAACUACAGGCUAGAAACGAUUACUUAGCAGCUAGCCUUACUCCUGCCAGACACUGAUUGAUCAGCUGACAGGCAUCAAAAGGGAUGGGAGUAGAAGCCUAUCUGAAUGAACCUGAAUAAGCAGUUGGUGAAAUACUGUUACUACCCAGGGAGGAAAAGCAAAGGGGAUACACUAGGGGAAUCCAGUGACAAAAAGACUAGCGGGAGCCCUGAGACAGAGAAAAUCACUAGUCAAUCCUACAAAAAUUAUGAGAUUAAAAAAAUUCUCAUUUUUCUUUGCUGGCUGGUUUCUGAGGGAGCCCUUGGGUCAUAUUUCCAAGCUUUUCUCCACUACCAGAAGGAAUAUAAACUUACCUUUUCUAAAAAUGAACAUUGAAGUUCUCACAUAAAUCCACAGCUCCUUGUGUCAGCUGACUAAGAAAAAAAACCAAAUAUAAUGAAAAUUGCAAUACAAAGCAUGAGAACCAGCAAUAGAUACAGAGGUACUCAAAGGUGAGUCCAGAGAACCCUUCCUUGUGUCUUGUACAAUGAAGAAAUAAGUAAAACUGGUCAAAAAUUGGGGAAAAAGCUUCAUGAAUAUUUUCUUAGAAAAUGGUCUCUUUUUUUUUGGCCAAAAUUUGAAAUUCUAAUGAGAACUUUUUUUAAAUAAAAGUUUGCUAAAAUACUUUAUACUGUGUCAAACA
Mauremys mutica (yellowpond turtle) is the source of this 5842-nucleotide messenger RNA. RefSeq names its product protein kinase domain containing, cytoplasmic (gene PKDCC). The coding region runs from base 182 to 1708 and encodes 508 amino acids. The transcript has 7 exons. The record is from RefSeq and is a predicted model, not a curated record. Gene Ontology annotation, biological process: protein phosphorylation. Gene Ontology annotation, molecular function: ATP binding; non-membrane spanning protein tyrosine kinase activity. Lineage: Eukaryota; Metazoa; Chordata; Testudines; Geoemydidae.